Messenger RNA from Globicephala melas (long-finned pilot whale), 12093 nucleotides. RefSeq names its product RING finger protein 11-like. Gene Ontology annotation, biological process: ubiquitin-dependent protein catabolic process. The record is from RefSeq and is a predicted model, not a curated record. Gene Ontology annotation, cellular component: ubiquitin ligase complex. Lineage: Eukaryota; Metazoa; Chordata; Mammalia; Artiodactyla; Delphinidae. Gene Ontology annotation, molecular function: ubiquitin protein ligase activity.
CUUAGCUUAGCGACUGCCUCUUUCAAUAACUUUUCUUUGCCUCACAGCUCCCCCUCUUCUUCCACAAACACUGACCAAACGCCCUGAAUAUGCCCAUCACAGCAUGUCAUGUGCAGGAUGAGACAUCUGCUGUGUGUCUUCCCCUCUCACUCCACUGCUAAAGGGCCAACGCUACAUCUUGCUCAUUGUUUCACUCCUCUAACACCUAAUCCAUGACGAAUGAACUAACUAGUACUGUAGUAGCCCUCUUAGUAACAAUCAGGCAGGAACUUCUAGAAGAAAUCUGACACUCCAGCUGUUCUCUGCUCUCACCUUUCAGUCUGAAUGAACUAAAGACUCAUCCGUACAUGUUUUACCAGGGAGACAUAAUUUAAUCCAGAGAUGUGUCAUCACAUACUCUUACAUACUCUGCCGUUUAAAAAUUCUGCUCACGAUGGGGGAAGGAGACAGGUGUGCUUUCUGACAGCCCCACUGUUUUGCACUUCUAGUGCUCACUGCAUUCUCUCUCAGUCCCUUCCUUAAACCCUUCUUCUCUUCUUAACAAGGAAACAGGAUAACAAAGUAAUUAAGAGCUUGGGUUCUGCCUAUCUGUGAAACAGAAACAUAACCAAGGACAGAGAGAAUAGACUGGUGGUUACCAAGAGGGAGGGAGUGGGAGAGGAUUGGAUUGGGAGUUUGGGAUUAGCAGAUGCAAACUGGUGUAUAUACAGGAUGGAUAAACAAAAAGGUCCUACAUGGGACUUCUCUGGUGGCGCAGUGGUUAAGAAUACGCCUGCCAAUGCAGGGACACGGGUUCGAGCCCUGGUCCGGGAAGAUCCCACAUGCCAGAGAGCAACUAAGCCCGAUGCCACAACUACUUAAGUCCAUGCACCUAGAGCCCGUGCUCUGCAACAAGAAAAGCCACCACAAUGAGAAGCCUGCGCACCGCAACUAGAGAAAGCCUGCGUGCAGCAACGAAGGCCCAAUGCAGCCAAAAAUUAAUAAUUUAUUUUAAAAAAGGUGGAUGUAUUUUAAAAAAACCAAAAAGGUCCUACUGUAGAGCACAGGGAACUAUGUAUCCUGUGAUAAACCGUAAUGGAAAAGAAUAUGAAAAAGAGUGUAUAUAAAUGUGUAACUGAGUCACUUUCCUAUACAGCAGUAAUGAACACAACACUGUAAUUCAACUAUACGUCAAUAAAAAAAUAAAAUUUUAAAAAUUGCCAUAAAAAUAGUCACAUAAGGGGGACUUCCCUGGUGGUCCAGUGGUUAAGACUUCACCUUCCAAUGGAGGGGGUGAGGGUUCGAUCCCUGGUGGGGGAGCUAAGAUCCCACAUGCCUUGAGGCCAAAAAACCAAAAUAUAAAACAGAAGCAAUACUGUAACAAAUGCAAUAAACACUUUAAAAAUGGUCGACAUCAAAAAACAUCUUUAAAGAAAAAAUUCACAUAAAUCAGAAACAAAUGAAACAUAAUAAAGUCCAUACAUUAAAAAAAAAAAAAGAGCAUGUGUUCGGGUCACAUCGCAGCUUCCCACUUACUUACAGCUGUGUAAUUCUGGGCAACUCACAUAAUAUCUCUUCAGACUCCUCAUCUAUAAACGGGGAUGGUAACAGUUCCUUACCUCAGAGCGUUGCUGUAAUCCAUAAACACGGUUAAGUGCCUUGGUAAAUGUUUGAGGCUCUCUGGUUAUUGUGAAUUAAAAUACCUCAAUGGCUUCUGGCCAUGUGAUUUAUAAUAGUUUGACAUUUAACCAAAUGGUAAAACUAUUCCAUUUAUUAUUCCCAUCUCUUUUUAACCCUUACCCUGCUUUGUUGUUUAUGUUUUCUCCCAACACAGAGUGCUAGUUCCAGGAGAGUAAAGGCUUUAUUUUGUUCACUGCUGAAAGCAAUAGCACCCAGAAAAGUACUGUACAUAUGAAGCCCUCAGUAAACACUAGCUGAAUGAAUGGUGCAAAGUGUCACAAGGAAAAGUACACCAAAACUUCCAUUAUAAUUAAAAAGUAUAGAUAAAUCUUUCUCUAAUGGCUUCCAGUCAAGUAACUGAAACCACCAUAUGCUAUAAUAAAAACAUAAGUAAUUUAUUAAAAUUUGAAGGCAAAAACAUAAUUUUAAAAGAUUUAGACCUAUGUUAGGCGUGAUAGAGUAUGGAUGCUUUCUUGAAAUUCACAGUCACAUCCAGGAGUAUCACUUUCAGAAUGUUCUAGUAGAUUGAGUUUACUUUUAGUUGUCUUUGAUGAAAGUCACUAUUCUACUCUCUUUCUUAACAGAAAUGUUUUUUCGAAGACUCACUUUUAAUUGGUUUAUUAACCAAAGAAUUAUUUUGCCCAAUUCCUUUGCUUUUCCGCUUUACAGGUGAGUCAGAGCAGGAAUGCAGGUCCUUCCCAGGUUGUUUCCUAGCAGAGUAUUUUUUGGUAUAUUCACCUGCUUUGCUCAUUUUCUCUGAAGAAGACCUGCUAUUUCUAGAUAAUUCCUCUUCUUUUCUUUGACUUCCAGUUCCAGAAAUGAUGUCUGCUGAAGGGAGAACAUGUUCUAGCAAUGAAAUCUUCAAAAGACUCCUGCCGCUGCUCUGUGACUGGGACCCCCAGGUUGUCUUUGGAAGUUUCUAAGGCCUCCUGAGUAGACACUGGGACAUGGAAGGAGUCCAGAGGCAAAGGAAUCCUAGCAUCACCUGUAAUUUUCUGAAACUGGAUGGAAAAACAAAAGACAAGACAAAAAUUCAGUGAUGAACAAAGCCAACCAUUAAAAAGUAGAGUUCAAAACUUCAGUGUUACUCUGUGAUCUUAUUAUUAACACAGUCAAUAUUCAGAUUUCAGAGCCAGUUUUUUUCUAAUUAUAUCUUGCCAAGUGAUCUCAGCUUAACCUAGCUAUAUCCAAGGGUAUGUCCGCUACAUUUUCAGACUUUGGUGACUGGGGUAGUUAUUACCCAUUUCCUUUCCCUCACUAAAAAUAAAACCCUAUUCUGUAAGAUAAUUAAUUUCUCUUCUAUCCUCCAGGCACAUGCAAACAGUAUAUAGUUUGUGACCAGACUGUGUUCUCAAGCUGUCAGUUCCCAAGACCAGUCUGAGAUUGGUUGAUGGGGGCUCCAAGUAAGGCUAGAGGAAAAGCUGACAGGUUUUCCCCUCCCAUUCCCAUAACCAGAUGGGGAAGUGCCUUAAGUCCCCCACUUCGGAUGACAUCUCCCUGCCUCACAAGUCUCAGUCCGGCUGGGCUAGCUUUGGCAAAGGGACGGAGCUGGAUCAGGAGCCGCUGCUGCCAUAUCAGGAUCAAGUUCCAGUUUUGGUCUAUCAUCCAACACCUAGCCAGACUCGCCUAGCAACACAGCUAGAGGAACAAAAUAGGAUAGCUCAAAAGAUAGGCCUCAUACAGCAUCAGCCUAAAGGAGUUUAUGACCCUGGAAGAAACGGAUCAGAAAAAAGAAUCCGGGGGGCUUCCCUGGUGGUGCACUGGCUAAAGUCUCUGCACUCCCAAUGCAGGGGGCCCGGGUUCGUUCCCUGGUCAUGGAACUAGAUCCCACACGCAUGCCGCAACUAAGAGUUUGCAUGCCAUAACUAAGGAGCCCACCGCCUGCAACUAAGACCCAGCGCAACCAAAAAAAAAAAAAUCAAUCAAUAAAAUAAAACAAAUAUUAUAAAAAAAGAUCCAGGAGUGUGUGAUCUGUAUGAUGGACUUUGUUUAUGAGAACCCAAUUUGAUUUCUGCUGUGUAUGCAGGUCACCUGGGCUGUACAGAUGACUGGCUGAUGAGAUCCUUCACAUGCCCCUCCUGCAUGGAGACAGUUGAUGCAGCACUGCUUUUGUCCUACGAGACUAACUGAGCCAGUGUCUCUCACCUGACUUCAAGAGAACCAUCAUUUUUGGUGGUUUUGAUCUUUUGUCGUUGAGCCCAAAGAGCGGGGGAUUAGGGAUUAAGAUCAUGCAUGAAAGUUUCCUAAAAAUUCCUGAACGGCUUCAGAUGUUGCGGAAAAGUACGUGAUAUUUUAGAAAUUCAGGGGGAAAAGUACGAUGCUAUUUUUAUGUAAAGCCUUCGCCCAGUGUUUAAAAAUAUAAUUGUAUUUAGAUCUUGUUAUUGCUCCAGUACAUAGGAUUUGUGUAAAGUGUUACAUUAGCUAUAAAUGUUUCAAUUGUGUGUAGAAGAUUAGGAGAAAGAUACUGGUUGUUUUUCCUAAGUGAGAUAUCUUUCUUCUUCCCCAUACCCAAAUUCUUUUCUGAAGUUGCUGGCAUUUGGGUCAAGGUUUUAUUUAAAGCUACAUUUUAUAACACUGGCACAAAAAAGGUAGUUUUAAGCUUUUUUGCAUAGUUCUUUUUUUUUUUUUUAGAAUAAACAUAGAGCAUUUAUUUUUUACUUUAUAGGAACUCCACAAGUUAAGGUCCCAUUGUUUUUUUGCUGUGAUUGUUGUUACUAUUGAUGUUGCUGUUUUCUGUCUUUGCUGGUUCUUUCUAAUCUACCAUUUGUCGUUAUUGGCAUACAGUCAUCUCAGGGUCACAAGAUAGCUGCUGUAAAACCAAGUAUCAUAUUCUAACAAAACAAGGAGGAAGCAGAAAAAGAGUCCCAAUGGUCAUUUUCCUAAUGCAUAUUUAUCUUUUUUCAGAGAAAAAUAUCAUUCUCAUAAGCACAAUAACAGCCUUCCCCUAAUUACUCAUUUGCCAAAACAGACUGAUAUGACCAUUCAUAAGACAAUUCAUGGCAAAGAGGGAUAUGAUAAUGAUUGCCUCAGCCUAAUAAGGAUUUAUCCACGAAAGCUGAAUGCUUCACUCCUCAAAGAAAUCAACACUUUUCUACAUACAAAACACAAGUCUCUUGAAGGGUUCUUCAUAAGUGCAUUAUAGAAGAAUUUAGUAUGUCAUAAGCACUUAAGGAUUUGACAUUCAACUGUAGUAGUAUCCAUGUUGGUUAAUUUUCUUACAAGCCCCAUGAUGAGUUUGAGAAAAACUGAAAGAAUUACAGUAUCAGGUUCUAUUAAAUCCUUACAUGUAUCUUGCUUAAGUUUUGGUUCAUUAAUUUAUAUCCAACUACAUAAAGCAAAUUUGGAGGAAAAAUAAAUAAAUAAAUAAAUAAAUUAGAUUUAGGUCUCCAAAUAUUUUCAUAGGAAGAUGUCCACCAUAUAUUAAAUUAUAAACCAGAAUGUCUAAAUACUAUACCAUUAAAUCACAUGUACAGUCAGUGCUGUAUAUCCAACGGUUCCAUAUCCUGCAGACAUGGAAGGCCGACAAUACUACACCAUUUUACAUACGGGAGUUGAGCAUCCGAGGAUUUUGGUAUCUAUGGGGAGUCCUAAAACCAAUCCCCUGCAGAUACCAAGGGACCAUUGUAUAUGCUUAUAUCUGCAUUUUUUAUGUCUCAAAAAAUAUGUGCUAAAUUAUUACUGGUGGUCACCUCUGAGUAGGGGGCAAAAUUGCCUUCCCUUCCACUUCCUACAUUUCUCUGACUGCAUUUGUUGCAUUCAGCUUACAUUACUACUGUAAACAGAACAAUUUAAACAUGGUCUGCCUCUUGGGGUUGGCAACUCACCUGCAGAUGUGGUAGCCAGUCCUGUUUAAACCAUGGGUACAGUGGACACCAAUAAGUCUGUCUAUAAAACAGGGAAUAUGGAAUUAAGUAAGCGAAGUAGAUACACUAAAAACAAGUUAUACAAUUUUCUGAAGAGUAGCGUUUAUUAGUUACCAAAACACGACCACUAACCUGAAAAGGAAAAACUCUGAAGAAAGAGUGUUUUUGCAGGAACGUACUAUCAAGAAUUAACUACUAUAAAGUCAAAAUUCAUUGUCUCUGGGAAAUUUUGCAUAGCCUCCAAUCAGAUGCAAUAGCGUGGACUGGAGAAUGCCCAUCAGGAACUGACCUGACUAUAGAAAAAGGGAGUGGAAACACAAAAACAAAAACAGGCUACCAGAAGAAUAGAAUUUGUUUUUGAGUGAAACAAAUGGAAUGCCUUCAAUUUUAAUGCUCAAUAUUAAAAAGAACAAACGGUUUCUGAAGUGCUCUUGGGGUCCCAAAGCACUUCCAUUCCUUCUCUCAUUCACUGCUCCUCACAUACUAUGCGUCUAUGUGCUUGUGGACUUCCCAGGUUAACUAGUAUCGUUUUUAUUUCACAAUGAAAAAGUAAGGCUUGAGACGUAAGCCCAAGCUGCACAGCAGGCAAACAGAAAAAAGACUAGAAUCGAGUCUCAGAUUUUUCCAACUAUGCCACAGUAAUUCGUGGUCCAGCACUUAAAAAAAAUUAUAUGAGAAAGUAAAUAUAAAACAUCAACAUGUAGCUGAUCUCUGCAAAAGAUGUCUGUGACUAGGUGGUGACUAGGUCUGUGACUAGGUCUGUGACUAUGUCUGUGACUAGGUGGUGUCUGGCAUUCGUCAUCUGCCUGGAUUACUACCGCCCUAUAAUUCUAACAGUCUCUUCUAUUUCAACUGAUCCUCCACAUGGAAGAUGUUAUCUUUCUAAAAUAUAAACUAGGCUGGAUUGCUCUGUUGCUUGAACAUCUUCACUAAGCACAGAAUAGAGCCCAGGUUGUUAGCACAGCAUUGAGAACUCUUUAUAAACAAAUAUCAGUCUGUCUCUCCAACUGAAUUAUAAGUUCAAACUAUGACUUACAAGGACCUACAUCAUCCACCUCCCUCCUUUGCCCUGCCAGCCUCCCCUGAUCUCAUUCUCUACUGCCCUGCCCUCACUCACUUUCCCCUGUCCAGCCACACUGGCUUCCUUACUAUUCCUCAAACAUGCCAAGCACAGUCGUGCCUCAGGGACUUUGCACCUACUAUUCCUUCUGCUUCAGAACACACCCUCCCACCCCAUUUCCACUCUCCCAGAACACACCCUCCCACCCCAUCUCCACUCUCCCAGAUAGCCAAUGGCUUGUUUCUCACUUCAAGGCUCUGCUCAAUCGACAUCUUAAUAGAGGGGACUUCCCUGAUCACCUACCACAUUCCCUCACCUCUUCAUCUUCUUUUGUUAUUCUCCAAAGCAUUUACCACCACUUCACACUCCAUAUAUUGACUUAUUUAUUCAUCUCUCUCCCCCACUAGAAUGGAAAAUACGUAAGGGCAAGAACUUUGUUCUCUUCCUACUUCCUAGAACAGUGCCUUCAACUUAGAAGGUGUUAUACAAAUAUUUGCUGAAAAUCAAUGUAUGACUUCUUUGCCCUUUCACACUACCCUCUAGUCACACCAGAGGCUGCCCCUCCAGAGCACAAGUUCAAGCCCUGUGCCUUCUGUACCUGUCCCCAAUACCUGGGCUGUCCUUUCCUCAUUCUGGCAAAAUCCUCUUCCCCCAAGCCCAGCUCCAACGCUGUCUCCUCAGUCAGGCCUUCCUCAAUUUCUCCUCUAUAUUCCUGCUGCACUUGAUUCUUUUAUCAUAAUUAACCCACUUAUACUCACUACAUGUUUCUCUUCCUAGAUAACUGUAAGUUGCUACUGAACAAAGACUUCUACUCACCUCUGUAUCCCCGUGCCCUAACAACAAACCUAUAAGCCUCUCGGUGUUUACUGAAACAAUUUAUUUUCUGAGUCUCUACCAAUCCUAGGGAAUGCAUAGUAUAGUCUCCUCCUCAUUAUCAGUGAGCCUGGCACCUGUGGGAGGGCCUUACAGCAGAGGAGAGUCACCAAUGGAUCAUAACUAAGGUCCUGAGACAGCAAUGGCAGACAGCAUGGUGAAGUUAGCCCACUCCAUGCAGAAGACCCACAGAGGAGUCAGCAUAUGCAACGGACUACACUUGGUAUAACAUGUGAACAAUCAAGGUUUACAAACGUGUUCUCAUGCACUUGUAAGGAUCUUCUAGCCCACGCGGAACAGACAGAACACACACAAAGGAGCCUGGAGGAAGUGAGUAGGCCGGCAGCUGUGCCCUAACAUCUUAAGAGGGAACAUUUCUGUGACUACAGUUUAAACAAAUCAGAUAAUUUGCCUCCUUUCUAGACACCCUGGUUAUCACAGGACAGGCCAAGCCUCUCAAGUUUUAAAGCUAAAGUACACAGAAGGUCUGUGAAUAGGGCUUAAGAUAUUUAAGAGCUAGUACCUGCAUUAAGCAACCAGGUUAUAGAAUGAAAAUUUAUCUUGAAAUUCCAGUCUCUCCCUCUCUCUCUCGCCUCCUAUCCCCUAUCUUCCCACCUCCAUCUCUAUUCCUUCUCCCCUAUUUCCUGUUUUAUGUAUAUAUGUGCAUCAUUUUAUAUAUACACGGAAUAUUUACUGUCUGUUACGUUUAUUUAAUAAAGUGCACACUCCUCAGGCUAAAUUUAGAAAGAGGACAAAAUGAACACUUUCACAUGGGCGUCAGUGGUGUUCCAAAGACAAAAGAUUCCUCAGUCUUAAAACAUGGCAAACACCAUGUUCCUUCUGAUAGUUAGAUGCUAGAAAAAGGCAAGUGGAUCCUUAAAAUUCACACGCUAUUAAGACCUACUAUCAACAGAGUAGAUCUUAAAGCGGAAACAAGAAAACACCAGCCUUUUAAGUUCUUCCUGUCUGAAGAUAAGAAUAAGAGGUGGUAGUGUUCUUCCUCACUUGCACCGAAGUGUAAAAGCAGCAAAAAUAUCUUAAACACAUAUAUGAUGAGGAAGCCGCUCUUCUGGUCCACUCUGUUUUGUUUUGCUUCUAGGGAUCUGUCUCACUCGGAACCUUUGCUUUUUGUUUUCUCUUUUAUAUAUGCUAAGAACCCGAGAGUCUUAACCUUUUCUUCCACCUCUCAACCAAUAAAUACGACAAAAGAACGUUUUAAUGUUUUUAUGUAUUUUCCAUUCAAAUUUUUAAAAAAGAGAUAAGUAAGCUAGCUCAGUUCAUAUUUCUCACAAAAAUCACUUUCCAAACUAAAUUGUUUGUGACCAUAAACAGGAAAAACACCGUACUCUAUUAGCACCAUCUGACAUUUCCACCUUAAUGUUACCAAACACAACUUGACACUAAUGCCAGAACUAUUAAAAAUGUUAAAAAUCCCCAACCCCACUCAAAAUGCAUACCAAAGUUCAGGUAAAGGAAAAACAGAAACAAAAGCAACUCACCGUUAUUUUUAUGUUCUUUCAGAAACCCAUUAACAGCACACUGGAAUUUAAAACUAGCGUCGUCAUCUGACACCUGAUGCCCAAUUGUACAAAUUUUUAAAUAAGGAAUAGUUUCUGGUAAGUCCUAUAAGGCAAAACCAUGAAAAUAUGUAUUAUUUCCUUUGUAGCGAAAGAAUAAAAAAUUAAUUAGAGAAGGCAGGAUAUAAACCAGGAGAGUACAUUAAACUUAGUAUGUCAGUCAUUCUGAUGAGAGCCAUUUUUUCCAAAGCUGCUUUAACCAGUAAUUAUCACUUGAUUUUCAUUAAAACUGCAGAACGGACAGUUACCAGGCAUGCAAAAGGAAAAGCAAAUCUAUAUGAAUGAAUGCACAUGUAACUCAAAAUGAUAUAAACGGUUCUACCUACAUUUAUGUUCUAUCUUACAUUUCAAGGGCCAUAAAGCGGCUGUGAUUUAAGGAGAGUAGUAGAAUAGAGUCAGAAGAACUUGGAUUCGAAUUAGGAAAUAGAGGCAAUUUCAGGCAUUGUUGAGAACUGGUAUUCUUGGGGUGGGAGAAAGUAGACUAUCAAUAGAAGACAGAAAAGGAUAAGUGAAAAUUCUCUAGUUCUGAAUUUAAAUGGAAAGUAGCAGUAGGAACAUAUGACAUAUUUUAAAAAUAUAAACAAACAUACAUAUUUCCUAGCUCUGACCACUGAAAAAGUCUAGAAACAACUGAUGUCAUGUUAAAAGGACUCAGGAGUCACUGAGAAGCUCCAACUGGCCAAAGAUAGGGCCUCAGUUAGAAUAAUAACUGUAACGGAGUCCACGGUGAUAGGAGUAAAUAAAAUUUUACAAAACUGGUCACCACUGGAGGAUAUUUGUGAAUCAACUCAUUAUUCUGAAAACUGUUAAAUAAAAGAAGAGAAUCAUGCCUCUACAACUGGGCAACCAAACAGUUGAUGAGGGGAAUCUUCUCCUCAUACAAAUAUACCCAGCUAAUAAGUGAAAAAAAGAACAACAGAAUUCACCAUUCUUUGAAGCCUCAACUGAAUUAAUGGAUGUAGGUAUGAAUCAUCAGUGACUGCUAAUACCACAGAAAGAGACAAUUAUACAUGUCUCCAUGGAAGAACACAUCAUCACCUAUGAAACUGUCUUGCCAAAACAAAACAUGCAAGCUUCAUUCUGAUCAACUACCAAUUUACAGGAAAAAAAAGGAUUGAAGAAUAUGUUACCAACACAUGGAAUGUAAUCAUCGACAUCUAGAUGGGACAAAUUACCUGGUUUCUUUAAAAUCAAAAUUCAAGGAGGAAAAAAAACGUGAGAGAGACAUGGAGGGAGAACUUAUAGAUUAAACAAGACUUCAGAGACCUAACAAUCCACGGCAAAGUGUGGACCUUAUUGGGAUCUAAUUCAAAAUUCUUAUAAACAAUUUUUUAUGACGUUUAGGAGACAACUGCAAAUUUGAGCACUCCCUGGGUAUUUAAUAUUAAAAAAUGAUAUUAAGGAAUAAAAGUCCAAUAUUUUACAUGCACGUACCAAAAACGUACAGGUGUAAUUACAUGUUGUCUUGGAGCUGCUUCAAGAUAAUAUGGAAUGGGGUGAAACAGGUGGGCGUAUAGAUAAAACAUGACAGCCAUCAGUUGGUAAAUAAGAAAGCUGGAUGAGUUCAUGGGUAUACAAGGAACAUUCACAGUAUUUUUAUACUUUUGUAUAUGGUUAAAAUUUGUGAUAAUUGUUUAAAAACAAGACAACACUGUAGAAAACAGUUUGGCACUUUCUCAAAGGUUAAACGUAGAGCUACCGUAUGAUCCAACAACUCUGCUACUACCUACGCUGCACAUCUAACAGAACUGAAAGCAGGGAUUUGAACAAAUAUCUGUACACCAAUGAUCAUAGCAGCAUGAUUCACAAUACCUACAAGGUGGAAAACAACCAAGUGUCAAUCAACCGUUGAAUAACAAACUAUGGUCUAUAUACACACAAUGGGAUUUUCUAAGCCAAAAAAGAAACGGCAUUUCUUUACGUGCUAUAACAUGGAUGAACCUUGAAAACACGAUGUUUAGUGCAAUAAGCCAGACACAGAAGGACAAAUACUGCAGAUUCCACUUACACAAGGUACCUAGAAUAGGCCAAUUCACAGAGACAGAAAAUAGAAUAGAGGUUACCAAGGGUUGGUGGGAGGGAAAAUGGGGUUGUUACUGUUUGAUGGUUACAGAGUUUUUGUUGAGGAUGAUGAAAAAGUUUUGGUUAUAGACAGUGGUGAUGGUUACACAACACUGUGACUGUACUUAAUGCCACUGAACUGCAUAUUUAUAAAUGGUUAAAAUAAAUAUGAUUUAUCUAUAUUUUACCACAAUAAAAAAAAAGGAAUAACAGAGCUGAAAUUUCAAUUCUUCCGAGAGUCAGUUUCAUCAUCUGUAAAAUUAGUAAUUGUAGUUGUCUAUCCUCUGAGCUUAGUGCAGAGUAAGCACUCAGUAGGAGAUAUCAGUACUACUUCCACUUCAAGAGCAAAGGACUGCUGUGAAGAUUAACUAAGUCAAUGGAUAUGAAAGAACUUUCUAAAUGACAAACUGCUCUACAAAUAUUAAAAGACAUUAGGUGUUACUGUCUCCCAAGGCCAUGGAACAGGUCAGAAGAAGGAUAAUUCUUUUGCACUGGAAUGUCCUACAUGGGCCAAGAGAAUAUAUGGGUUUCUGUACUAUAUCAGAAGGCAUUAGGAAAAGGAAGCAUAAAACUUAGAGAACAAUUGUCUUUUACAGUGAUGCUUAAACAUGCUCAGGCAACUGCUUAAAAUAAGUGCUAAAGACAUAAUGGACAUACCUUUCUUUCUUUUUAGGAUACUACUGUAACUACUAAAAGUUUACUUCAUUUUCAAAAUAUAGAACAUGGAAGCUUACAGAAUUUCUUAAGCAUAUCUAGAGCCAACUGCCAAAUACUAUAGUUCAAUUCAUAUCUUUAAUCUCAUUUUGAAACAGCAAUUACAGGAAACCACUAGCUUCCCUUUUUGAACCCAUGAGAGAAGGCCAGGAUUCACCUUAGCAUAAGAUGAUAACUACUGAACUACUAUGAAUUAUUACAGUAUCAGAAAGGUCAUUUUCAAUUACGGCUUCCAUUUACCUCUGGCUUAUAACAGCGGCGAAUAUAUGUUAAGUCAAUAAUCAGC